CACUGCCUUGUGGGCUUGGAGGAGAGAUGCAGAAGCUCCAUCCUAGCAGCCUGCAUCCAUCUGGGCCACUGAGGAUGAAUCAGCGCCCUCCUUCCUUCCCCAUGAAGUUCUUGAUCUACUAUAUGUGCAUCAGACAGCUUGCCUCAGGGUUUCCUCAUCCCUUUGCUGGUCAUCUAGAUGAAUCAGACAUUCCAAAAAGUGAGAGACUGGCAUUUUGUUUCAGUCAGUGGACAGAAUUGUCCAAUCAACCCCAGGUUUCUAGUUCGGUUCUGGAUCUUUGUAACUCCAUGUUUAAUAGCUUGAAGAUACAGGAGGAGAAUAAUCAGGAAAUUUAUAAAAGGUUUUUAUUUCACUACUCCAGAGCUCAAGAGCCAACACAGCCACUUAAAGACGGGGAAUCACAAAUGACUGCUGCAGAAUUAACAAAGAAGGAUGGCUUGGACACCUUGGGACGACCAUUUUUCCUUUUCAGGCCUCGGAAUGGAAGGACGGUGGAUAAUGGAGGUGAAUAAACCAACCAAAAGAUUUCAGUGGAAGCUGAUGUCCAUGAACUGGCCUCCAUGCUUCAUCACUUUAUACCAUGGGAAGAAAUGUCAGACUAUGAUUAGUCCUCUGUUUAAAGAAAAUCUGCUGUAUCUCUCUGGCAUAAUGGUACAUAUAAUAAACAUG
Messenger RNA from Pogona vitticeps (central bearded dragon), 669 nucleotides. RefSeq names its product neuromedin S (gene NMS). The record is from RefSeq and is a predicted model, not a curated record. Lineage: Eukaryota; Metazoa; Chordata; Lepidosauria; Squamata; Agamidae.